This is a messenger RNA of Drosophila innubila, 1574 nucleotides long. RefSeq names its product short/branched chain specific acyl-CoA dehydrogenase, mitochondrial. Gene Ontology annotation, molecular function: flavin adenine dinucleotide binding; acyl-CoA dehydrogenase activity. The transcript is spliced from 4 exons. Gene Ontology annotation, cellular component: mitochondrion. Lineage: Eukaryota; Metazoa; Arthropoda; Insecta; Diptera; Drosophilidae. Bases 137 to 1381 code for a protein of 414 amino acids. The record is from RefSeq and is a predicted model, not a curated record.
GCCUAAUUGCAAAUUAGUCGCGCGUUUGUAGUCAACUGCUGCUGUUGUGCGUGGAGAGAGAGAAAGUGACCAGUUUUGAGAGUGUGUCAGGUUGAUUUAAUUUAUAACUAUAUACACAAACACACUUACAUCGACAAUGAUGAACAGCCUGAAGAAGCUGCCCAUGCGUAUGCUGGCGAAUGCUGCACGUCAGCAAAGUGCCGCUAUGUCCUCAGCCCCCGGCUUGCCCCCACCCCUGACAUAUCUCACCGACGAUGAGAAGAUGAUGAAGGAGACGGUGGCUAAACUGGCCCAGGAUCAAAUUCUGCCAUUGGUCAAGAAAAUGGACCUUGAGCACAAAUUCGAUCCGUCCGUGGUGAAGGCUGUGUUCGAGAAUGGUCUGAUGGGCAUUGAAAUCGAUACGGAACUGGGAGGCAGUGGCUGCAAUUUCAUGACCAACAUCAUUGUCGUCGAGGAGCUGUCCAAGAUUGAUCCAGCUGUUGCUGCUUUUGUGGACAUUCACAACACCUUGGUCAACUCGCUGAUGAUCAAGUUUGGCAAUGCGGAACAGAAGGCCAAAUAUUUGCCCAAAUUGGCACAGGAAUACGCUGGCAGCUUUGCAUUGACGGAACCUGGCGCAGGAUCCGAUGCCUUCUCCCUGAAGACUGUGGCCAAAAAGGAUGGCUCCCACUAUGUGAUCAAUGGCUCCAAGAUGUGGAUCUCCAACUCUGAUGUCGCUGGUGUAUUCUUGGUCUUUGCCAAUGCCAAGCCCGAGGAUGGCUAUCGCGGCAUUACCACGUUCAUUGUGGAUCGCGAUACUCCCGGUCUCAUUGUGAACAAGCCCGAGGAUAAGCUUGGCAUCCGCGCCUCUGGCACCUGCAUGCUGACCUUCGACAAUGUCCGCGUGCCUGAGGAGAAUAUCCUGGGCACCUUUGGACAUGGCUACAAGUAUGCCGCUGGCUUCCUGAACGAGGGUCGCAUUGGCAUUGGCGCCCAGAUGGUGGGUCUGGCCCAAGGUACCUUCGAUGCCACAAUCCCAUAUUUGCUGGAGCGUAAACAGUUCGGCGAUGCCAUCUACAACUUCCAGUCCAUGCAGCAUCAGAUCGCCACAAUUGCCACAGAGAUUGAGGCAGCUCGUCUGCUCACCUACAACGCGGCUCGCCUGCAGGAGGCUGGUGUGCCCUUCCUCAAGGAGGCAGCCAUGGCCAAGUUCUACGCCUCAGAGGUGGCUCAGCGUGCGGCCACCAAGUGUAUUGACUGGAUGGGCGGCGUAGGCUUCACCCGCGACUUCCCCCAGGAGAAAUUCUAUCGUGAUGCCAAGAUCGGUGCGAUCUAUGAGGGCACAACCAACAUGCAGCUAAGCACCAUUGCCAAGUGCAUCAAGAAGGAGUUCUCUGGUUAAGAUAAACCUCAACCUAAUCCCUAAGUCCAUAUACAAAGCUGAGAUAUCGUACGUCAGAUACGUCAAGUGCAUUUACCAAUUUACCAGAGCUGGACAACAAUUGAGCCUUCAUCGAUCGUUGCCAACGCAUUUUCAUCGAUUUUUUUGUUAUAUUGUAUAAAAUACAAUUAAAAUCAAUUUUAAAAAGUAUAAA